Messenger RNA from Ilyonectria robusta, 717 nucleotides. RefSeq lists its product as uncharacterized. The record is from RefSeq and is a predicted model, not a curated record. The coding region runs from base 1 to 717 and encodes 238 amino acids. NCBI's taxonomy places the organism in Eukaryota, Fungi, Ascomycota, Sordariomycetes, Hypocreales, Nectriaceae. The transcript has 2 exons.
AUGGCCCCUGGAUACGAAAACAACCGCGAUGGGCUGUACCCCGACAGGUACGUGCCAGAGUAUCGUGAGGGCUCCCGAAACCACCGCGAGGAAGUUCGAGACACGCGUGAGGGAAUGGCACCCACCCAGGAUGGAGGUGCUCAACGACGACGCCGCCGCAACCGCCAACGACGACUCCGCCGAAACCGCCGACGCAACCGCAACCGCAAUCGUGGCGUCCCAGUCCCCAGUCCAGUCCCCAGUCGAGUCCCCAGUCGAGUCCCCAGUCCAGACCUCAGGAUCACCGAAAUUGAUGGCCAGUUGUUCGUCACCAUCCCUGGUCCAAGUGGUGACGACCGACAUCCACUCUUCGGGCCAAUGGGCCGUAUCAUCCGCGGUACGAGCAACGUGGCCCAUGAGGCGGAGAUGGAUCGGGUCCAAACGGCUUCUGGUAACAUGAGGGUCAAUUCCCUACUUUGGACCAGCUCUCUGGAUGUUCCCAUGCGAGCUAGCCCCAUGCUGCGCGACCUCGCGAUACACUUUGGAUGGCCUGCAUGGCCUGGUCAGGACGAAGAACGAGAUGAAGGACACUUGAGGACAUGGAUAGAGGAACAGGAUAUUGCUGCUGCUGUUGUUGUACUCGAGAUGGGAGACCUGGCUGCUUGCCUCGGCCUUCUGGCGUUCGGCUUCUUGAGCGAUGCUGAUCACGGCGUCACAGAUCCGGCUGAGGACGUCUGA